UUGGAGAGGCACAGUGGAGACUGGGGCGCACGAGAGACAGAGAGCUGGAAUUGCAGAGGCAGAGACGCACGGGCGCACGGUCGAUUUUCGCCUCCCGCAUACUGGGAAGUCCCGUGCCUGUCACCAAAACCGGAGCACAGGGCUCGAGCGCGGUUAUGUCAGCACCUUAAUUGGGGACAAGACUGUGAACCAACGUCCGUGCUCCACAUUUUAUUUUAUUUUUUCCUCCUUUUUUGUUUUUGCUUUCCCAUCUCUCUGGGUGCAGAUAUUGAUGUGAGCCAGAGAAGCGGUUUUUCCGUUGAGCCGCACGAGACGGAGGCGCGCGACGGCAGGAGGAGACAACGUUUACACUAAUGUGGGAGGACUAUCUCCCUCCGACGCGGGGAGCCUAUAUGAAGGGGAAAUGCUGCGCGCUGACGGCUGCAGCCGUCAAGGCAUCGACUCCGUGACCCGGGUGAGGAGAGGAGUGAAGCACCGCCACCGACAGCCGCGCGAGCCCACCGCCCAGCCAGCCAGCGUUGACACCGCAACAGCUCCAUCAGCCAGCGCGAGCCCCCAGACUCUCUCUCACUCCCUUGCAACCAUGGGCAAAAGACAGGAGCAGAGGGGAGAGAGAGAAGUAUGUGAGCUCUCCACUGCAGUAUUGAUGACCCAAUGAUCCCCUGCAGAACAGAGCCAGUCAGGCAGACAGAGUGAGGCUCAACUCAGAAUCAAAAUCAGAAUCACCGCCACAACCAUUCGGUCAGAAUCGUCUUGCCAGCUGUUAGAAGAAGACUACAAAGAAGAAACAUAUUCAUACAGCAGAAAACAUCCCUCAUUUUCCUUCCUCAGUACCAGCAAGACCGUUCACUGAAUGAGUGGCUUGUCAGAUCACUUACAUUCAGGCCAAACUGGGGCUCCAGUGAGCUGUGGUGGGAGUCAGGCAGAGGAAAAAGCGUGUGUGGAAGGGCUGGCAGGGCCAGAGCUCUGGACAAGGGAGCUUGGGCUCCAGGAGGGGUCCCAGGAUCCCUCUAACGAUGGACUGGCACCGGUGACCUCCGACCACUUUCCUUCCCCCUCUCCUUCCGCCCUGGCCAACGGCCUCCCUCUACAGAGAAGGCUGGGGCACAGCUCCUGCCGGCGGAGGCAGACGGAGACUCACACUACCGCUGAGACACACACAUUUGCAGAGACAGUUAGAAACAUGCAAACGCACAUAGACCCAGAUGUGCAUGCUCAGGCUGUUUCACAUGCUCACGUGGAUAAUUGUGGACUCAUGGAUAUUAACACACGAACACGUUCUUUAGGGCCAGAACAUGCCAGAACUCUCACACCAGAGGCCAUACACACAACGUCACCUCAACCCCUGUCUUUGACACUUGGCAAUCGCCCUGCCUCCGCAAAUCAGCUGGCAGCCCCAGUGCUCACUGCAGAGACAGAAAUGCCCUCAACCUUUUGUCCAGUCCCUAUUGGUCCAAACCGAAACACAGUUCCCACCCCUCUUCCUGUGGAGGCUGAGAAGAAGUAUGCACUCCGCAGCUCUGGACGUCCCCGCUUCCCCUGUCACUUGCGCAAAUCCUCCCGCCUACGUCGAAGCAUAGAGGAAGGGGAGAAGAGAGCAGGGAGGGACAGGGGAGGAGAGGAGGAGGAUGAAGUAUUGGAGGAGAAUAUCUGGAGGGUUAAAGAGGAGGAGGUAGCUGUUGGCGAGAAAGAAGAGCAUUUGUCUGUGGAGGCUGUUCUCCCCACGGCUCCCUGCCCUACAGAUAUCGCUCUUUCUCUAACUGUACCCAAACCUGUUCCUAAAACUAUACCUAAACCUGGGCCCAGACUUGGGCAUAGACCUGGACCUAAAUCCAGGUCUAGGCCUGCACCGAAAUCUGUCCAUAAAGCAGGUCCUAAAAGUGUCAUGAAAAAGCGCCAGGCAGCCCAGUCCAUGGCUCAGCGUGCUACCCCUCAUCUCCCAAUUGCGAACACAUCCACCAUCCCUGCACCUCUGCUAACUGUAAAGGAGGAACCUGUUGCGGAGUUGGGGACAUCUCCUCCCAAUAACCGGAGACGUGGGCGUUUUGUUGGCGUGAGGAAGAUUGUUGUCAAGGUGGCUCGCAUUCCUGUCAGCCUUAGCCGCCGACAGAAGAGCUACAAGAUUUCUAAUAUGGAGACAGUUACAGGGACAGAGAAAAGCAACGAUGGCGGUCUGGAGGGCUCAGAGGCAGUUCGAGAGCCAACCGCACUUCUCCGCAUGAAGAACAAUGGGAAGAGUGUUAUGGUGAUGUUCCCUCCUGGAGAACUGCCUGUUAUUCUCAAACGCAGGCGGGGACGACCACCUAAACAGGCUCUGCCAGUAAUACCGGGAGAGCCUCCGAAUGCCGGGAAUGCUGGUGGUAAUGGAGACCAGCCGAAGAAGCCACAGAGGCGGCGGCGGACUAAGCUCCCUUCCCCUUACCCAUCCUAUGUCAAUGAUACUAAUGAUGUGAAAACAGAAUAUGGGGAUGUUUUGUCCAAACUCGCCUUCUUAAACCGCCAGCCACCUACCACUGGCCGCUGCUCUCCCCCUCGCUGCUGGACACCCAGUGAACCAGAAAGCUUCCAUACCCCCUUGGAAAACCCUGGAAUAUCCACACUGCUCCACCGGCUCACUGGGUAUAGACGCCCCCGAGGUGGCAGAGGAGGGGGCAUUGGAAGAGGUGGAGCAGCAGGGGGGAUUGGGGGCAGUGAACGCAAUAAGAGCACCUUCAGUGACUUCUUUGAAUCCAUUGGCAAGAAGCGGAAACCGAGCCCCCAUUCUGAGCAUGGAUUACCUAGGAAAAGGGGAAAGGCUGGAGGUGGGGUUGGUAGGGGAGGGGGUAUCGUAGGAACUGAGCCUGGGGGAGAGAAAACUGUCAAGAAGAGACGUAUGAGAAAAAAUGGUGCAUUUAAGGGGGAGGGGGUGUCCAUGGGGCAGGACUGGCCCAAUGGGGCAGGUGGCUGGGGGGAGGACAAGGAAAAAGGUUUGAGUGGGUAUCAGCUCUGUGGAUCUCCAAGGCGGGGGUUUUCCUCCUGUGAGGUUGGAAGGGGAGGUGCCUACAGCAACACAGGAGGAAGCAGAGGGGUUGGGCCAGCUGGGGAGGACUCACAAGGCCUGUUUGCUGGAUACUUCCGGUCACUUCUUGACUCUGAUGAUUCCUCAGACCUGUUGGACAUCUCCUCCUCACAGUCAGACCCCCGCAAAGCUUCAUCCACCCCUGGAUAUGAGCCAUCCAGUCCAGCUCCUGGUCACAGCUGGUCCCCUGCAUUCCCAAAGUGGAGCACUAAGGGUGCAGGUUCUGGGGUGGAGGGUUCCUCCCAGACACAUUGCUCCUCAGCCAGGCCUCCAUACAGCUAUGCCAGCCUGGCCCAAAUAUCCCCCACUACUUCUACCUAUCCCAAAUCCACCCCUCCAUCUCUCUCACACUCUCCUAGCUCCCCCCAUCCUGCCUCUUAUGGCCACUUCUCCUCUGCCUACUCCUCCUCUUCUCCUGCAGUGCCACAGAGAUCCUCAGACUGCAGCUUUGCAUAUGGAUCUGGACACAGCACUGGCAAGGCCACCACUGUUGGUCAAAUGGGUUAUUCUAGCUAUCAGGUAGCAGCCAAGCGAGGCUAUAGUGGAUAUCCUGCAGCAGGUCAUUCCUCCGUGGUGCGGGGAGAGUUGACAGGACCCACAUCACCAGGUGGAGGCUACAUGUCUGUGGCCAAAAGUAGCCUAUUCAGCUCCUCCUCCUCUCCAGAAGGUUACAAACAGUACAACUCUAAUCAGUGGAGCUACAGACAAGCUUAUGGUGGCUGGUCAACAGACAGCUUUGGUCAUCAGUAUCACGGCUACAGUGAAUAUGGCUCCAGUGAGUCCAAAGACAUCUUGGAUAUCUCAAACUACACCCCCCAGAAGGCCAAGCGACAACCUUUUCCUGAAAGUCUAUCAGAAUCCUCCUCUGACUCUUCACAUCUUGGCUCUGCAGCCACUGGUAGUGGACCUAGCUCCACAGGUGGCCUCUACAAACAGAAUGAGGCCGCUUCUGUUAGCGGAGACGGGGGUCAGUCAAGUCUGUCCAGCCUGGAGAAGUUGAUGAUGGAUUGGCAUGAGAGUGCUUCGGGGCCCUCGUACAACUGGAGCCAGAAUGUCCUAUUCCAGGGAGGGGGAACCAGCAAACCUGGCCGUGGUCGCAGGAAACGGACUGAACCACAAUCUGAAAAAGAAGGGGCUUCUGCUUUACACUCUGAUUCCCCAUCCAGUCCCUCCCCAACACCUACUCCUGGACCUAAGCGGGGGGGGGUUGGAGGACGGGGCAGAGGGUCUAGAGGAGGCAGAGGGGGUUUGUCUCCAUGUCAGAGAGAGCGGCUAUCAGGGGCCAAAGGCAGGGGCAAGGCUGCCUCCACAUCUGGAGCGGGAGGAGCAGUGACUGUUGGAGGUCCGGAGGGUUCUGGGCUGUUCCAUGAGGGGCUGGACUAUUACAGCGGAGACAGUAGUAGCCUCUCUCCCCUGGCCACUCCAAAUCCUGCACCACCUUCCACCUACCUCCAGGAGCCCUGUGAGUACCCUUCCCCUUAUUCUGCCCACCCGUCCACACCUUCCUCUGAGGAGCGAUAUCCAGCCUUAUACCCUGGAGAGUCCUCCUCUUCCCUCUCACCCAGUGUCUCAUCUCCCCCUUACCCUCCAAAGCCGACCCCACCUCCGCCCCAGUCUUACCACCCUGUCCCCUCCAGGACUUUCUCCCCUUCCUGCUCUCCCUCACCACGGGUAACACCCCACUGUGGCACUGCACUGAGUCCCUCACACCGUCCCCCUCCAAAAGACCCACAGUUCUCGCAGUAUGACUCCCCCAGCUACUGCAGCUCCCCCUAUUGGUACGGACAGACAUCGCACAGCGGCAGCCCCAGCCCCCACUCACACAGCACACACUCAAAUACAGUCAUGCACACACACAGCAACCCGCAUACAAGUCCUCAUGGAAAUACACAUGGUAAUCCGCUCGCCAGCCCAAAUGCGAACACGCACACGCAUAUGAAUCCGACUACCCAUGACACACACCAUCACAAUACACAGCCCCAUGCAAACCUGAGCUCACACACCAACACUCAUCCCACCUCACACCUCCAGAGUAACCCACUCUCCCACUCAAACCCCCACCCCAACAAUCAGCCCCACCACAACACACACACCAACCCCAACUCUCACCUCCCUUCCCAUACACACUCCAACCAGAGUCCCAGUCUCCACUCCCACUCAACACCUGUGCUCUAUGAGGAGUGCAGCCCUCAAUCAACCGUGCCCUCCCACAAGCGGGAUCUGACGCCCCACGUUAUGAGCACAGGCCACCGCCAGGGCCCCUUGCCUCACUCCCCAUACUCCAAACCUCCCCUGGACUCCUCGCCCCAUCAGGAGGACACUAGUCUCUUCUCCUUGUCCCACCAGUCCUACCAGGGCAUAGGACACCGCUUCGCCUCCCAGGCCACUCAGGGAGGUGGGGUGCUGUGCCAACUCCUGGACCCAGCCAAUGAUGACAGCUUCAGCGUCACCAGCCUGUAACAGCAGGUGCAUUCAAUUCAAGCUUUUACAGAUUUGCAAACUUUUUUUUUUGGUAAGGAUACUUCUUUGUGAGAGACUGUGAAAUGAAGGGUGAGAAUUUAGCUGCCAGCUUUGGACAGUGAAGCUUUAAUUCUCCAGCACUGACAAUCAAGAUCAACUGCAAUUUAAACACCCAAGCAUGCACACGCACACAUGCACACAUGCACACGCACACAUGCACACAUGCACACACACACAUGCACACGCACACAAACACAGACACGCAUGUGCAGAUUAAGCCACUACCUAAACAUGAACACAUCAAAUCAUACAUGUGUACACUCACUCACUCACUCUAUGCUGGAAUGAGGGAAUGGCCGAGAGGAGCUGACAGAUGAAUAGCAGGCUCUGACGGACAGAGAUGAACCUAUUUCCUCAGCCCUUUCAGUCCUGCUGUGAUGCAUAGAGGACUCUGUUUCCCAGAUGUCUGUGUGUCACCAAAUCUUUCUGGUCCCGUACUGUACAUCUGCAAUUUGGACAUACUAGCAUCACUCUACUCUCUCUCUUUCUGUAUCUUUCCUCUGUUCUCUCUCAACCUCCACUCCUUUGCUAAACCAGCAACUAUGGUCUGCACUCGACCUACACUAAACCUGCAUUUCUGUCUUGUGCCGUAACCUGAACCGCAUCUGAGCCCAAGUCAACUUUUUAAAUACCAUGAGCCUAGCAAAUGUCCCGCUCUGUGCACUCCUUGUCUUGUGUGUCAUAAGAGAAAAGUGGACUAAACCAGUUUCUGCUCUUGAAAUACCAGCAUCUGUACAUACGACUCCAGCUCCAAGCCAGGGGCCCCCUCUGAAGGUCCAUCAUCAACAAGCCCUCCUCAGUGUUCUGCCAUGGUUUCUCUGCUCUGGGGGGGGGGGAGUGAGGACUGCAGCAUGGAGACCCAACAUCCUGUGUUUUGCUGUUUUAACUACAAGGGAAAGAGACAUUGAAAUCACACAACGGCCCCAAAGAGACUCUUGUUUUCUGUGUGCGAAUGUGAGACAGAGGAGGGUGUGUUUGCGUGACUGCAGUAAUGCAUGUAGUUGUGUGUAUGUGUGAAUUUAUGUGUGUGUUUGUGUGUGUGUGGGGUCAAAAGGAGUGAAGCUCCCCAGACACCAAAGUCUUUAUGGGGCCUCAUUCUUUCUUUCACUCUCUCCCUUCUUUUUUCUGUGGUCUUGUGUUGUUUGGUGGUUUUUGUGAUGAAAAAAAAUUGUAUAUCUGUCUGUUACAUAUCAUGUAUGUAUCUGAGGUGCAAAAUAUUUAAAUACACAUUCUGUUCUUGCCAUUGGUAA
This is a messenger RNA of Micropterus dolomieu (smallmouth bass), 6828 nucleotides long. It is a transcript of the gene ahdc1, whose product is annotated as AT hook, DNA binding motif, containing 1. NCBI's taxonomy places the organism in Eukaryota, Metazoa, Chordata, Actinopteri, Centrarchiformes, Centrarchidae. Bases 854 to 5518 code for a protein of 1554 amino acids. The record is from RefSeq and is a predicted model, not a curated record. The transcript is spliced from 6 exons.